UUGCGGCCAGUUAGUGUAUUGUGCAGCAGGAAAUGGCAAAGUUCCUGCUAAAAUCGUGUCACAUAGUGUUAAUUAGUGUACUGUGCUUGAGUUUAACGACAGUGAAGGCGCAAAGAACCAAAGACGACAAGAAAAACGAAGAAUUUGAGUGCCCCCAAGGGGUCGGAAAUGGCAAUUUUGCAGACCCUGCCACUUGUCGGCGCUUCUAUCAGUGUGUGGAUGGUUAUCCCUACUUGAACCGUUGUCCCUCGGGACUGUUUUUCGACGACAUUAGUAAAUUUUGCACGUUCAAAAACGAGGCUCGUUGUGGACCCAUUGCUUCAACACCUGCCCCCGUCACCGAACCCCCGACUGACUUAGCCCCCAAGUGCAACACAGGGGAGUGCGAACUCCCGUAUUGUUUCUGUUCCAAAGAUGGGACAAUAAUUCCAGGGGGACUGGACCCAGAAGAGACCCCGCAAAUGAUUCUUAUGACUUUUGACGGCGCCAUUAAUUUGAAUAAUUACGACCAUUACAAGAAAGUUUUUAAUAAAAAGCGACAAAAUCCCAACGGGUGUGAUAUUAGAGGGACGUUCUUUAUCUCGCAUGAAUACAGUAAUUAUCAAAUGAUUCAAGGACUGGCAAGUGAUGGUCACGAAAUGGCCACGGAAACAAUCUCUUUGCAAAUGGGUUUGCAAGACAAAGGCUACGAGGAAUGGGUUGGGGAAAUGAUCGGCAUGCGGGAGAUUUUGCGCCACUUCGCCAACAUCUCCAAGAGUCAAGUUGUGGGCAUGAGGGCCCCCUUUUUAAAGCCUGGACGCAACACGCAGUAUAAAGUUUUGGAAGAUUUCGGUUACAUUUACGACAGUUCUAUUGGCGUUCCGCCUUUAGCUGUGCCAGUUUGGCCGUACACUUUAGAUUACAAAAUUCCACACGAAUGUAAAUCGGGGUCUUGUCCGACUAAGUCAUUCCCCGGAGUUUGGGAAAUUCCCCUAAAUGCACAUUUCGUGGACGGGUAUGAAGGGGGCCAUUGUCCCUACUUGGACCAAUGCGUUUUGCACAAUCAUGACGCUCAGGAAGUUUUCGAGUGGUUGCAGGAAGAUUUCAACAGGCAUUACGAACAAAACAGGGCCCCUUACAUGAUGCCCUUCCACACGAAUUGGUUCUCGAUUAAAGAGCUGGAGCAAGGGUUGCAUAAAUUUUUGGACUGGACUGUGACGCUGCCCGAUGUUUGGUUCGUCACGGGCACGCAAGCCCUGACCUGGAUGACGGACCCGAAAACGAUCAAAGAAUUGAACAAUUACGAAGGGUGGAGUUGUAAAAACAAGGCCAAUUUGCCGCCCAAAUCGUGUAAUAACCCCAAUAAGUGUGCGCUUAAUUUCAAAACUCCCGACUUAAAUUUCACGGAUACGAGAUACCUAGAGACUUGUAACGAUUGUCCUAACCAGUAUCCGUGGUUAGGGGAUGCUGAAGGGUCUGGGAUUGCAGGAAAAGACAACUACGUUCCUGAUAACGUUAGAAAAUAGUACAAUGUCAUUUUUAGUUAUAGAUUUUUUAAUUUUCAAACCAAAAUGUUUAGGUAAUAUCAGUAAGUUUAUCUAUUAUUUAUGUGUAGGUUUUAU
Molecule: messenger RNA, 1601 nt
Organism: Tribolium castaneum (red flour beetle)
Lineage: Eukaryota; Metazoa; Arthropoda; Insecta; Coleoptera; Tenebrionidae
Gene: Cda4
Product: Chitin deacetylase-like 4
Biological process (GO): carbohydrate metabolic process
Cellular component (GO): extracellular region
Molecular function (GO): chitin binding
Source: RefSeq, marked provisional